AUGGAGAACGAAUCGCCGAACGUGCCGAAUCGCCGGAACUAUAUAAAAUUGAAUGUUGAGAAAAGCCUUCGGCUAAUUGCCGAGGUGGAACGACGGCCUGCUUUAUGGCAAAAGCGGUCGGAGUUCUACAAAAACGGUAUUCGGCGAAGGGAUGCGUGGACCGAGAUUGGUGGACUCUUGGACCUCACCGUCGAAGAGGCGAGCUACCAGUGGAGGAAGCUGCUGACCAGCUACAGGACUUAUAAGUCCAAGCUGCGUAAAAGUCAGCAAAGCGGAGCAGCGGCUGAGGACGUCUUCCACCCAAGAUGGUUCGCCUUCGACGCGAUGAGGUUCCUCGAUGAUACCAUGAAGGACGGCACGCAUCUCGAUACGCGACCUAGAACAAGACACCUCCACCCAAGCCCACCCAAUCCCUUCUUGUUCCUAUUCCUCAAUUCCGCCCCAACCAACAAUCCCAGCACCAACAAUCCCAGCACCAACAAUCCCAGCACCAAAUCCAGCACCAACAACAGCACGAACUACAGCACCAACUACAGCACCAACCCCAGCACGAACUCCAGUACCGAUCCCAGCACCAAUCCGAGCAACAACAACUCCAGCACCAACCCCAGCACAAACCCCAGCACCGACCCCAGCACCGACCCCAGCACCAAGCCCAGCACCCACUCCAGCGAUGGAAAAUUAUUUGUCCAUGUUUGGCCAGUGGGUGGGGGCAUGGUUAAUCCAUUUACCACCAGACCAACAAAACGAUGCCACUAAUCGUUUGCGGCAGACGAUGCUGGAGUGGGAUCUGGAACACAAUAAAAAAUAAAAUAAAAAAAAUUACAAAAACA
Messenger RNA from Anopheles coluzzii, 833 nucleotides. RefSeq names its product probable myosin light chain kinase DDB_G0271550. The transcript is spliced from 4 exons. NCBI's taxonomy places the organism in Eukaryota, Metazoa, Arthropoda, Insecta, Diptera, Culicidae. The record is from RefSeq and is a predicted model, not a curated record. Bases 1 to 759 code for a protein of 252 amino acids. Gene Ontology annotation, cellular component: transcription regulator complex; nucleus. Gene Ontology annotation, biological process: regulation of transcription by RNA polymerase II.